GAAGUGAUGUUCGAUUGUGCUAUAACCAACAACAACAACAGCAACAUGCAUAAUUAUACAGUAUGUGUGUUUCAUUGCCAAAGCAACGUUUACGUGUGAAUUCUCUCUUGGGAGAGAGCAAAUAAAUAUAAAAUACACAUAAAUAAAUAAAUAAAUCAAAACCAAACAACCAAACAUCAAAUAGCAAAUUACAAACAAAAUUCAACAACAACAAAAUAUCGAAAGCAAAGAAACGAGACGAAAGAGAGUUCAAUAUUUGUGUAUCCGUGUGUGUUGUCUCUCUCGCUCUCCCUCGCGUGUGUGUCCAUGCCUAUAUCUGUGUGUGUGGUGUGUGUGUGUCAGAAUCAAUAAUAAAAAAUAAUAUCCAAAAAAGAAGAAAAAUCAAGCAAGCAAAUGUGCAAAAUACUAAAGAAUUUCCAAGUCAACAACAAAUAACAACACCAGAUAAAUAACAAUAAUAGCAAUACACUACAAGCAAAACGUUGAGAAAAUGAGGAGCUGCUGCUGUGCGAAGAAAACAAGCCAAGAACUAUGACGCAUCAAAAUCAUCAGACAAACGGCGCAAGUUUGGAGGAUUGCCACACAAACUUUUAUGCCUUGACUGAUUUAUGUGGAAUAAAAUGGCGGAAGUUCGUUAACGGGGAGCGGCCGAACGCAUCAAGCGAUCCAUUAGCGGACCCGAUCCUGCGCUCCUAUUCGCGAUGCAUCCAGGCGGACAUGCUGUGCGUGUGGAGGAGGGUCCAAUCCACGAAGACGGACAACGCCGACCCGAAUGCCUUAACCUUCGAGAUCACCACCUCGACCAAGGUCCACCCGCCCCUUUCGCUGGCCGCCGCCAAAGAGCUAUGGAUCUUCUGGUACGGCGAGGAGCCCGAUCUCAGUGAACUGGUCGACGCCGAGCUGCUCAGAGUAGCGGCCAACCAAGCGCUUUGGAAUGGCACAUGGAAAGGAGCCCUUACUUACGAAUGCCGAUCGCUGCUCUUCAAGGCGCUGCACAAUCUCAUGGAGCGGUUCGUGCUGACCAAGGACAUUGUGCGAUUCGGUAAAUGGUUUGUGCAGCCCUGCACUUCCAGCGAUCGUCUCUUUGGACGAAGCUCCCAACACUUGUCCUUCUCAUUCACGUUCUUUGUUCACGGUGACACCGUCUGCGCCUCCAUUGAUCUUCGCGAGCAUCCCGCCGUUCGUCCGCUGACCAAGGAGCAUUUGGCCGAGGCGGCGGCUGCCUUUGCGGCGGCCAGUUCCCCGCCAGGAUCGGCAGGAUCUGGGGCGUCAACGGGCGGAGCAGUGCCUAAUCCUGGUCACGAUGCGAAUGGGGCCGGCAUGGAGCCACUGGAUGGUGGGGAAGGAGCAGCCAAAGCGGCGCCGCCGGCCCAUGCACGCAAGGUGAUGUUGGCCCCAUUUGGAAUCGCGGCCAUACUCACCGGCAACAGCUACAAGGCCAGCGAUCCCAUAGCCGAGAAGAUCCUCGAGGAUUGGGCCUCGUUUUUUCCGCUGUGCAAUAAGGACAACACGGAUGUGCCACCCGUGGUGGAAGUGGUGUCGGGUGGUCAUAAGAUGUAUCAUCCCACGAACUACGUACUAGUCACAGACCUGGACGACAUGGAGCACAUGGAGUUCGUCGAGAUGCAGAAGAUGCAAAGCUCGGUGGGCGGAGCGGCGGCUGAGGCAUCGGUUUUGGCCUCGCUUUCCUAUCCACCGGGUGCUGCAGCUGCUCCUCCAUCCCUGGGAGCGGGUCCUUCUGCUGCACCGAUUCCCGUGGGUCCUGCUUCUCUCAACGCUUCAGGAGGAGGAGGAGUAGGAAUUGCCUCCGCCACAAGCGCCUCCGCCAAAGAGGUAUCCCGCAAGGCAGCUCCUCAGGCGGUCAGCGCCCUGGAGCGUCUCGCCUUCCAGCCCUACUACGAUCAACGGCCCACCUCGGGCUUCACCUUUAAUACCAACAAUACUCACAUACCCGCCUCGGCUGCCGUGGAAAUGCCGGAACGAACUUGGCAGGAUUGCGUGAUGAACACGCUCCAUGUGGAUGCAGCAGCGGCGGCAGCAGCGGUGGCAUCUUCAGCACCUUCCUCCGGAACGGGGACAUCGGCAGAUGGCGACGAGAAUGAGCAGAGCAAACCGCUGCAGCAGGAUUCCAAGCAAUUGGUGCAGCAGCAGAUUCAACUGCAGCAGCAACAGCAACGACAGAAGCUCUGGAAUUUUGUGGAUCCCAUGCAAAAGGCGCCCUGCAUAUGCACCAACGCCCAAUACAGCAGCAUCAGUAGCAACACCAACAGCAACAUUAGCAACAUCAGUAACACCAAGCGACAACCGCAACCGCUGGGAUCGCCGGCAUUGCGAGCAGCAGUUACCGGUGCCAGCGGCAAUAAGUCGUCAUCAUCGUCAUCAUCGUCGGCGUCGUCCUACCAGCAACAUUACCACCAGCAACAUCUGCAGCAGCAACAGCAGCAACAGCGACCGGGAACACCUGUGCCACCGGCAUCAUCAGCAGCAGCAGCAGCAGCAGCAGCAGCUACAUCGCAUCAUUCCAGUUCCCUGAGCAACACUUCCGCCUCCAAUUCUUCCGCGACCGCCCUCCGGCGUCACAAUGUGCCGUUCCACAAGCGGUUGCUCCAUUCACUGGCAUCCACCGCCUCCUCCUCGGCGACGUUUAGAGCCAAAAACCACAGCAACACCACAACAGACACCAAUAUACCAAAACAAAGACAUCUGGGGAAUACACCUCAUGGAACGCCACAUGGCGGGGCCUCAACGUACUCCCGAAAUUCCUUGGGCGGCGACUCCUCAAUGCCGGUGGCCUCCGUGGAAUCACCGGCCACACCCGCUCCCUCUCCACAUCCCAAUUCAGCCCACUCUCAACCGACAUCCGUGCCGCCCGCUGAGCAACUACUCAAUAUGAGUCCGCAUGCGCCCACUUCCGUUUCCAAUCUGCAGCAGCCGCCGACGCCCAUCGACCACCUGCUGGACAAAAAUACACCGGCGCCGACGCCGACGGACCAGCAUGACAACAAGAGCAUUACGGCCUCGCCUUAUGUCCAUCAGACGCCCAGCGUGGAGCCACCCUCCUAUACGGAUCAUGCGGCCGGCGGCGGAGCAGCUGGUGGUGGGCAAUCCAUGGGCACUGGUCCGGGCAGUGUGCCCGCCCAGCAACCGGCCACGCCCACAGCAGCAACAUCAGCUGGUGGAACUGGUUCCUGUGGAGGUGCGAACGCAGUUGGAGGCAAUGCAGUGGGUACCAUCAGUGUGAAGAAGCUGGAGAUGCAGCAGCAGCAGCAGACGCCAACGGCAGCAAUGGCCAUCAGACAGGAUGCAGGUGCUCAAGGCCGGGGGACAGGAGGUGUCACCUCCACCACGGAGGCCAUGAACAACCUACGGCGACUGUACAGCCCGCCGAAGUUGACCCUAAAGGAUCCGGAUAGCUUCUACGAUGACGAGUGGCUCAAGGAGGUCAUCUACGACUUUCAGUACCAGGAGAACUGGGACUAUCUGACGGUGAAGCGACCGAAACUGGAUAAGCAACGUAGGCCAAGGUAUGCGAAGAACCUCUACGAGGGACAUACACAUGUGAAGCCGCUGAUGCCGUCACCCGGAUCCGUUUAUGGCUCGCAGUUGCUCUCCCUGGAUGUGUCGGCAAAUUUGGCAGGCGGAGGAGGGGUUGGAGGCUCAGCGACGGGCACUUCCAGCGGCGGUUUAGUGGGCAUUGCCAACAGUACGGCGAAUGGCAGCGAUGCAGAAGCCGACAGUGGCAGCAGCUUCUUCCAGGGAUUGGACAUUAAGACAGAGCCCGGUUUGCACUCGCCCAACUGCAAGGAGACCUCGAAAUCUUCGGGUGGUGGAGGGAACAGCAGUGGCGGGGGAAGCGGUGGCAAUCUAUUCACCGCCGAAGGGCUGAAUCCAUCGCUCAACGAUCUGGAGCAGUUGUUCGAGACGAGCUCAAACGAUGAGUGCAGCAGUGUGCAGAUACACACGCCGCCCGAUUCCAAUAAUCCCUCGAACGGCGGAUGCAGUGCUGUGACCAACACGAUCGAAGACCUCAAACGGAGCACCGCGGUGGCCAGUGCGGUGGUGGCAGCGGCAGCGGCGGCAGCAGCAGCGGCGGCCUCGGGAGCGGGCAACAUCCAGGCGGAGGAUCUCACCAAGAUGUUUCCCACACCGCCGUCGCACGAGCAGCAGCACCCCAACUCGAGUCCCUGCCAAACGGACGUGGUCAUGACGGAUCUCAGUGUGGACACCACCACCACAACCAGUAUAAGCAGCAGCAGUAGUAUCACCACUACCUGCAACACCACAAUUACGAGUAGUAUCAACACCACCACCACCACCGGCAAUUGUAGCAAUACCAGCAACACCAGCAACACCAGCAAUGCCAGCAAUACCAGCAAUACCAGUAUUAUCCUGGCAGCCGUACAAGCUCCCGUCACCGUGGUGGCCAUCCAGACAGUCUCCAAGCUGGUAAAGCAGGAGUAUAACCUGGAGUUGGGUAGCCCGGUGGAGGAGCCCAUCGAUGACUGGAACUUUGUCUAUCGACCGCCGCAGCAGGAGAAGUUUGUGGGCUCGACGCGCUAUGCUCCGCUGACCAACCUGCCCAGCCAAACGCAGCCGCCAUUGAGUCUGCCGCCGGGAUGCUUUUAUCAACCCACCUGGAGCAGUCAUAAAUCCAGGGCAGCCACUCUGGCCAAGGCAGCGGCGGCUCAACAGCAGCAGCAUCAGAAGCAUCAGGCCCUGCAGCAGCGCAUCCAGUUGCAUCAGCAGAAGUUGCAGCAGCUCCAGCACCAGCAUCAUCAGCAACAGCAGGCGGCGGCCGCAGCAGCAGCGGCGGCGGCAGCGGCAGGAGGAGUGGGCCACCAGAAGCACCAGCACCAGCAUCUGCAUGAUCUGCUAUCGGCGGCACCAAGGACACCGCUAACGCCCUCGACUGUGCCCCAACCGUUGAGCAGUGGCGGCAGUCAGUUGCUGCUGAAUCAGCUGAAUUGCCCACAGGCGCCGCCCGGCAGCUCCAUGCAGCAGGUGAUGCAGCGUGCGGGAAUGUCGCCCAUUUCACCAGGUCCCGGCAUGGGUCCCUACGGCGCCCGGAGCAGUCCCAUGUCGAGGGCGACGCCCACGCAUCCACCGCCGCCAUAUCCGUAUGACCUGGCCGUGGCCAGUCCGGCCACCUCCACGUCCUCGUACUUGAACCGGCCACUUCACUCGCAGGAGCAUCCGCACAUGCAUGGUAUGGGCGUCGGCGGCGGUGGCGGCGGAGGAGCAGGUGGCGUGGGUCCCAUAGGAGCUGGAGCUGGAGCUGGCGGACACAUGGGCAUGAUGCCCUACACUGGCGAUGCGGGCAUUGCCAGUGGCGGCACCGUGAUGGCAGCCGGUCCUUCCAGUUUGCUUCAGGAAUUGCCGGAAGUGAACUCUGUGCUGGUGAACAUCCUGCUCUACGACACGGCCCUGAAUGUCUUUCGGGAUCACAACUUUGACAGCAGCAGUGUGUGUGUGUGCAAUGCGGAUACCCAGAAGAUUGGCAAUAUACGGGGAGCGGAUUCCGGCGUAUAUGUACCCCUGCCCGGCGUUAACUUCAAUCCAUUUCCGACAGGUGGCAGUGGAGGUGGAGGUGUAGCAGCGGGAGCUGCGGGAGCUGGACAGCGGAUAUUGAAUGGACCCAGCUCGGCUGGUUUUGGCGGCAUGCGGAUGAUCAGUGCCUUUGGGGGUUCGCCGGCCUCCGCCUCGAUGCCCGGAGCUGGCUCUGGGCAUGGCCAUGGUCCGAACGGCGGCUCCAACUCGUCGUCCUGCACGCCGCCCAGCAGUAAUCCCCACAUCACCGGCUAUGUGGACGAUGAUCCCGUGGAGUGUACGUGUGGCUUCAGCGCAGUUGUCAACCGCAGACUCUCCCAUCGCGCUGGACUCUUCUACGAGGAUGAGGUGGAGAUUACGGGCAUAGCGGAUGAUCCGGGCAGGAAUAAGCAGCCCUCGUUGCUCAGCAUCAUCCAGAGUCUGGGCAGAAAGAACCAGAUCAAACAGGGUGGUCCAGGCGAAACGAGUUCGGCUUUGGAGAAAGCCGGAGCGGGAGGAGUUUCCGGUGGACAGCUGGAGCAACUGGCCCAUGCCAUCUUUGACCUGCUGCUGGAUCAGUGCUCCAUCAUCCAGACAUCUAGCAGUUCCGUGCACAGAGCUCUUCAAGCGCAUCGGAGACGAAUGUCCCGACAGCGGAGAAUCUUUGGCACCAAUGGAGCACCCACCGCCUCGUUGGCCUCGAUUGCCAAUGUCCUGGAGUUUAUGGAUGCGCACGACGUGAUCAGUUUGGCCCUGGAACAGGCGCGAUUGGCAUUCGAGAACCAGCGGAUGGACAACAUGAUGGACUUUCACGGCAACGGCAGCAGUAGCUCCCAUCAGCAGCAGCAACUCACGGCCUUUCAUGCCCCACCGCCGGCCCUGCGACACAAGCUGGCGGGGAUUGGCGCUGGCCGGUUGACAGUCCACAAGUGGCCAUAUCUUCCCGUGGGAUUCACGCGCAGCAACAAGGAGAUUGUGCGCACCAUGAACGCCAUACAGCCGAUGCUGCAGAGUGCCUUCCACUGCAAGUCGAGGGGUGGCUCUGGCUCCAAGGAUGCCAGUUCGUACAAUACGGUGAGUGGACCGCUCACCUGGCGGCAGUUCCAUCGACUGGCAGGUCGGGCGUCCGGACAAUGUGAGCCGCAACCCAUACCCUCUGUUGUGGUGGGCUACGAAAAGGAUUGGAUAUCGGUGGCACCGCACUCCAUCCACUACUGGGAUAAGUUUCUCCUGGAACCCUACUCCUAUGCCAGGGAUGUGGUCUACGUGGUGGUGUGUCCGGACAACGAGCAUGUUGCGGGCUGCACUCGCAGCUAUUUCCGCGAGCUAAGCAGCACCUACGAGAUGUGCAAGCUGGGCAAACACACGCCGAUUCGCGGCUGGGAGGGCAUUCUGCAAGUGGGAGCUGCUCGCAAUGUGCCCACAGAUCGGGAAACCACCCCGUUGGACGAUUGGUUGCGCACUCUCGAGCACGCUGCUCUGGCAGAGCAAAUUCGUCGCUAUGCCGUGGCAUUUAUUCACCAGUUGGCUCCAUAUCUGAGCCGAGUGCCUAAUGAUAAAACGCUGCUGAAUCCACCGGAUGGCACGGGGAACUCCAACUCCAAGGGAGGCAGCUCUUCGUCUUUGAACACCUCUUCAGCCACUGGUCUGCCUGGCGGCGACUUGCCCACGGAUAACAUCAAGCUGGAACCGGGCACCGAACCGCCAGUAGUUCAGCCGAUGGAAACCACCGAAAUAAAGCAGGAGGCGGGAACGGGAAAAGGAGCCUCUGCUGCAGCUGCAGCUGGUGACACUAAACCAGCUCUGAUCCUGGGCGAUCCCUUGGGCAUGGGCGAGACCUUGGAGGACAUCAACCCAUCUGCCAUUGUUCUCUAUGUGGUCAAUCCGUUCACCUUCGCCUCGGAUAGCUGCGAACUGGAGCGACUGGCCCUAAUUGCCCUGCUGCGUUGCUAUGCGGAACUCCUGAAAGCCGUUCCCGAUUCGGUGCGAGCGCAGAUGAACAUCCAGAUUAUAUCUUUGGAAUCGGUUAUGGAACUGGGACCCUGUGGCAAUCGAAGGCGUUUCUCCGACGAGAUCAAGUGCCUGGCUUUGAACAUUUUUUCGCAGUGCCGGCGACAUUUGGUGCACGCUCAGUCCGUGAAAAGUCUCACCGGAUUUGGAACGGCCGCCAAUAUGGAGGCCUUCCUCAAGACCAAGGACGAGCCCAAUCGCCGGGCCUACAAAAUGUACACCGCUCCCUUUGUUCUGGCGCCGAUGCACGAGCGGAAUGACAAAACGGACUUCUCCAGAUCGGCGGGCAGUAUGCAUGGCCAGAAUGAACAUCGCUAUUCGGUGAUGUAUUGCAAUUACUGCCUGAGCGAGGAUCAGGCUUGGUUGUUGGCCACCGCCACAGAUGAAAGGGGCGAGUUGCUGGAGAAGAUCUGCAUCAACAUCGAUGUGCCGAAUCGUGCAAGGAGAAGGAAAGCUCCCGCCCGCUAUGUGGCACUCAAGAAGCUGAUGGACUUCAUCAUGGGCAUCAUCUCGCAGACAUCGCAGAUGUGGCGUUUGGUCAUCGGUCGCAUUGGAAGAAUUGGACACAGCGAGCUCAAGUCUUGGAGCUAUUUGCUGAGCAAGCAACAGCUGCAGAAGGCAUCCAAGCAGUUCAAGGAUAUGUGCAAGCAAUGUACACUGAUGUAUCCACCGACCAUUCUGAGUGCCUGCCUGGUGACCUUGGAACCGGAUGCCAAGCUACGCGUGAUGCCGGAUCAGUUUACGCCGGAUGAGCGCUUCUCACAGAUCUCGAUGCAGAAUCCAUUGGCGACGCCGCAAGACGUUACCUGCACCCACAUCCUGGUCUUUCCCACCAGCGCCGUCUGUGCGCCCUUUACCCGCCAAUUCCAGAAUGAGCCGCAAGUGGAGGAUGAUUUCCUUACCUUCGAAGAGGAGGGAAACGAGGACUUCAGCGAUGCGGAUAUUGGGGAUCUUUUCUGGGACACCCACAUAGACAGAAAUUCCAAUCAUGGUAGUCCAGGACGCAUGGACGACAAUCGCAGUUGGCAGAGCGCCGGUGGCAACAACUUUAAGUGUACACCGCCCCAGGAAGUGGAAGAGGUUGGUUCGCUCAAUCAGCAGCCGAUUUCAGUGGGCUACAUGGUGUCGACCGCGCCGACGGGUCGCAUGCCCGCUUGGUUCUGGUCCGCCUGUCCGCAUCUGGAGGAUGUGUGCCCCGUGUUCCUUAAGACAGCCUUACACCUGCAUGUGCCCAGUAUACAGACGGCCGACGAUAUCCUCAACUCGACCAAUGCCCAUCAGUCGGCCAACGAUCAUCCGUUGGACUCGAUUCUCACGGCGGAUGUGCUGCGCUUCGUCCUCGAGGGAUACAAUGCCCUCUCCUGGCUGGCCCUUGACUCCAAUACGCACGAUCGCCUCUCCUGUCUACCCAUCAAUGUCCAGACGCUGAUGGAUCUGUACUAUCUGACGGCGGCCAUAGCCUAAGGUCCCGGGAUUUAAGAUUUCAGAUGUCAGACGUCAGAUUCCAGAUCUCUGAUCCCCGGAUCACUUCAAAACACAAUCAAUCAAUCAAACGCAGUCGCAUGCUUCCGUUUGCAGAACUUCCACUAGCUAUAUCAACCUCAAUGAACAGCAAAAUAGAAAACCGAAAAGAUCUUAAACAGAAUCAACACUAAGCAACCAAGAAUCGAAGUUAACAGAAUCCAAAAACACCAACAGAACAACAAGAGCAAUAGCAGCAGCAGUUAACGCAACGCACAGAUUACUUAGCAUAAUCAACAUGAAAACAACACUAAAACAAA
Molecule: messenger RNA, 9317 nt
Organism: Drosophila gunungcola (fruit fly)
Lineage: Eukaryota; Metazoa; Arthropoda; Insecta; Diptera; Drosophilidae
Gene: skd
Product: mediator of RNA polymerase II transcription subunit 13
Biological process (GO): regulation of transcription by RNA polymerase II
Cellular component (GO): mediator complex
Molecular function (GO): transcription coregulator activity
Source: RefSeq, a predicted model, not a curated record